This is a messenger RNA of Scleropages formosus (Asian bonytongue), 4728 nucleotides long. RefSeq names its product protocadherin gamma-A11-like. The record is from RefSeq and is a predicted model, not a curated record. The transcript has 5 exons. Gene Ontology annotation, biological process: homophilic cell-cell adhesion. The coding region runs from base 360 to 3197 and encodes 945 amino acids. Gene Ontology annotation, molecular function: calcium ion binding. Lineage: Eukaryota; Metazoa; Chordata; Actinopteri; Osteoglossiformes; Osteoglossidae. Gene Ontology annotation, cellular component: plasma membrane.
UGCUCUUAGUGUGUUUUUUCUUUCUUUCUUUUUUGUCAAAUCCAACACUAUUAAAACCGUGUUAUGUCGUUCUCAAUAUGAACUCUAAGCGCCGCUGUUGAUCACGACAGAAGUACUCUGGUAAUUUGUACCAAAAAUCUCCACAUUACUGCACGGUGCUCUGUUGUGCUGCGGCUGUUCUUGUCAUUCUGAGAAAUUAAAAUAAUGGAUCAGAGUACACUGUCGGACUUCAAGGUGUACAUUUCGUAAACUCUAUGUUAAAGGUUGUUUCAUUAUAGUCCCUUUAUUUAUAUAAGGUGGGACAUUCGUUUUGUUCAAGAUUACUGGAUUGAAACAUCGAAUCAGACGAAAUAAUCGCCAUGACUGCUAAUGGAAGUUUUCUUCUGGGACCGUUACUGUACCUCCUUUUCUCGGCGUUUUCUGCUAUUCCAGCAGACGGACAGGUUCGCUACAUUAUUCCGGAAGAAAUGGCCGUGGGUUCCUUUGUGGGAAAUAUAGCAAAGGAUCUGGGACUAGAAUCAUCACGACUGGCUACAGGACGCGGCGCACGGCUGUUCUUUGUCGGCAGCAAUGAGUAUGUGGAGCUGGACAGAGAGAAAGGACAAUUGCUGGUUCGGGAGAGGAUAGACAGGGAGCAACUGUGUGGUGACACCUCGGCGUGCAGCUUCACUUUCGAGAUCAUUCUGGAAGACCCAAUUGAGCUUUUUCGUGUCACGGUGGAGAUAGAGGACAUUAACGACAACAGCCCUGUGUUUCCGAAGCGGGAAAUCGAAUUGGAAAUAAGUGAGUUAGCCGUACCAGGGGCGCGCUUCGCCUUGGAAAGCGCAGUGGACUCUGACGUAGGAAUCAACACACUGCAGGAGUAUUUACUGCGUCCUGCGGAACAUUUCACACUAAAGACUCAAAGUCGAUUAGAUGGGAGCAAAAAUGUCGAGAUGGUGCUCCAAACCGCUUUAGACAGGGAAAAGCAAGAGCAGCACUAUUUAACACUGACCGCCGUCGACGGCGGGGAUCCGCAAAGGUCCGGCACUGUUAAAAUACACAUCGUGGUUUUAGACGCUAACGACAACGCCCCCAUAUUCAGCCAGUCUGUGUACAGGGCAGCGGUGGUAGAAAAUUCUCCGAAAGGAACGCUGGUGCUCACACUAAGCGCCACGGACGCAGAUGAAGAGUCCAACGGCUCCAUACUGUAUUAUUUCGAACACACCGCAGCCAUAGUGAGAGAGCUGUUCACCCUGGAGCCGACCUCUGGAGACAUUAAAAUCGCUGGGGAGGUAGAUUUCGAGAAGCACAAGAUCUUCCACAUUAAAGUAAAAGCGAAAGAUCAGGGUGGCUUGACGGACUCCAGCGAGAUUAUUAUUGAAGUGGUUGACGUUAAUGACAACGCACCGAAAAUAACACUAAUGUCGUUUUCCAGCGCGCUGCCCGAGGACUCCGUUCCCGGUACCGUUAUUGCUAUUCUUAACGUACUAGACCUUGAUUCCGGGGACAACGGUAAAGUGUCGUGCUCGACUGAUUACGCUCUUCCUUUCAAAAUUCAGUCAUCUCUAACGAAUUAUUUCAGCCUUGUUACUGACUCGGUUUUAGACAGAGAGGAUAUUUCGGAAUACAACAUUACUGUUAUUGCGGUAGACGGGGGUGUCCCACCUCUCACUAGUAAACAGGUGCUGCGUCUAAAAAUCUCUGAUGUUAAUGAUCAUGCGCCUCGUUUCGAAAAAGACACAUAUAGUGCUUAUCUUCCUGAAAAUAACGCCCCAUCCAUGUCAUUCUUCUCCUUGAGAGCGAAAGAUGAUGACUGGGGAUCCAAUUCUCGUGUGUCCUAUUUUGUCGUAGAUGACAGUUUAAAUGGAGUUCCGUUGUCACGUUACAUAUCAAUAAACUCAGAGACCGGAACACUUUAUGCUGUAACGACGUUUGAUUAUGAACAGAUCAAGACUUUUACCAUACAAGUAAAAGCUCAAGAUGGAGGCAGCCCACCUUUGUCUAGUAAUGUUACAGUGAACAUCUUUAUUCAGGACCAGAACGACAACGCGCCUCAGGUUCUGUACCCAGUACAGACCGGUGGAUCUCUGGUGGCUGAAAUGGUGCCUCGUUCAGCAGAUGUUGGGUAUCUUGUCACUAAAGUGGUGGCUGUGGAUGUGGACUCUGGACAGAAUGCAUGGCUCUCAUACAAACUGCUGAAAACGACAGAAAGGGGACUCUUUGAUGUGGGAUUACAGAACGGGGAAAUCAGAACUGUCCGUCAGGUCAGUGAUAAAGACCCAGUGAAACAAACUCUUGCUGUUGUAGUGGAGGACAACGGACAUCCCUCUCGAUCAGCUACAGUGAAUGUGAACGUGGUGGUGGCGGACAGUUUCCCUGAAGUGCUCUCGGAAUUCAGUGACUUUGGACAGAACAAGGAUUACAAUGACAACUUGACAUUUUAUUUGAUCUUGGCUUUGGCAGUCGUUUCAUUUCUUUUCAUUUUAUCAGUCAUUGCAAUUAUUUCAGUAAAAUUUUGCAGAUGGUGGAACAGACGUCUGUUUUUUAAAUCCAACGUAAAUCUUCCAGUUAUUCCUUAUUAUCCAUCACUUUAUGCAGACGUCGGAACCACUGGAACACUUAAACAUAUGUACAGUUAUGGGGUCUACGGAACUGCUGAUUCAAGGAAGAGUGCCCUGAAUGUAAACAUAACUGAUGUGGAAUCAAUGCAGAGGAAAAUGAAAGAAGAUGGCAAUAGUGUGAUCGAAGAGAACCCCCCCAACACAGACUGGCGCUUCUCCCAGAACCAAAGACCUGGACCCAGUGGUCAGUACAGGUUCUACACAACACAGGAGAGAUGGACUUCGAAUGGGAAAAUGAGAGCCAGCCCUGAAGAGGCAACUGGUGUUGUGACUGGAACAGGACCCUGGCCCAACCCUCCCACAGAGGCAGAGCAGCUCCAAGCACUGAUGGCAGCCGCCAAUGAGGUGAGUGAGGCCACAGCUACGCUAGGCCCUGGCUCUCGCUAUGGCCCCCAGUUAACCCUACAGCGUGCGCCUGACUUCCGGCAAAAUGUCUACAUCCCUGGCAGCACUGCCACUCUUACCGCCAACCCCCCACAGCAGGCCUUGCCCCCACCACAGGCUCAAGUUCUGCCUCCCUCCCAGGCUGAUGCCCCCAAGGCUGCCCAGACACCUGCCAGCAAGAAGAAGGUGGCCAAGAAGGAUAAGAAAUAAGUCCGAAGUUUUGUCAGAUAGCCAUUUGCAGUGAGGCUUUGUGAUACAAAGAGCCAUCUGCCAUCAGGCUUUCUAUCCCAGAAAGGGUUUUCUGUCUAGCUUAUUUGGCUCUCUUGACGUCUGUGAUCCAAAGGUCUCAAACCUUUUCUGGUUGUAAGAAGAUGAUUAUAUCUUAGUGCAUUUUCUGGGUUAAUUUGUGCAUUUCAUUCACAUCUCUGCAACAUUACAGUGUGCAUAAUUCACCAUAUUAUAGUACUUGCUCUUUAAGUAAAGGUAAGGGUCUUGUGUUUUUAAACGGGGAGGGGAAAGAUGGAAAUCAUUCAUUUAAAUGAAAUAUUGCUGCCUUUGUUCCCCGAUGAAUCUGAUGGUUAUAAAGCUCAAAUCAUAUUUUUUGCUAUUUCCCAGUGAAUGGUAUUGAAAUUGGUGCAAAUCAUUUGAUGUUGAUGCCAUCUUAAAUUUUUUUUCAUUUAGUUAAAUAUAUAUAUAUAUAUUUUUUGUUAAUCCUAAAAUGGCAGUUUUUUGUGUGAGGUGAGGUUUGAAAUGAAGACAUUACAGUACGCAUGUUGUUUUAUCCAUCCAAUUUAAAGACUUACAAUCACACGUGUUAAACUGUAAGUUAUGAAUAAGCCUAGUUUGACUUGCAAAAAGCAAAGAUUUUGUCUUUCUCCAGAAAAGGAACAUGAAUCCUCUUUAGACAAAAUGAAGAAAUGUUACUUUUACACAUUUGAAUGAUAAAUACUGAAUGUGGUGAAGGUGUUAACUUUUAUACUAAUGAACAACUGAGGAACUGUGAUUUGGUGCAGAGGCAAGAACAAGUCAUUAGACUCUGCUGAUGUAGCUCUACUGUCCUAGAACACUGCAGUGGCGCAGUCACAGAACACAGCAUGAAGUUCCAGGCAGAGCAGAUCUUCCCUUUGGAGCUGACAUACUUAUACAAUUUAACUUUGUCCCUUUCAUAAAUAGUCUCUUACAUCUCUGCAUGCUAUAGUGGUCAUGUACAUUGAGACAAAAAAUACUGUAUCUGAAUUACGUAUGCAGCUGGAAAGGUUAGUGCAUUAACUCUUUGUAUAUAGAUCAUUUCCAAAGGCUAGCUGUCUGUAUUGAUCAACAGAAAACAAGAUGACUUUCAGCCUAAAAUCUUGAAAUGUGGGAACUACUGGACUGUUUGCAUAUUUUCAGAAAAAUCCAUAAAAAAAUUAUGACUUCAGAUAAAUCGUAGUGGUGUAGUGACAAAUCUAAAACCUGAUGUAAAUAAAUUGACUAGUUAAAGACACACACAUUGCUAUAUACUUACAAAUGUGUCGUGCAUAUUUUUGUGUUCACUGCUCUCAUUUUAUCACACAAUACUAACAAAAAUUUAAAAAUGAAAACAAAAAAAAAGGGUUUCAUCCAUGUUUAACGUGUCUCAAGUUUUCUUGUUUCCACUUGUGCAGCUCAAUUGUCCCUCGUUAUGAAUAUAGUAUAUAUGUUUGUCUGCUGAUUAAUUACACCAGUAUUGUAAUGAAUUGCAUUCCUCUUUAACGUGUAGAUC